AAAUUCAUAACUAUUACGAAAAACAAAAAACAGCAAAUUAUUUCCACCGUCGGAUUCUCGGGACUUUAUCAUUUCCGAUAAUUUCUCUCGGUGCUCCGUUGUUUAUUGCCCACCGCAAUAAUCUCCCUUCUCAUUCUUCUUAAGCGAGCCUUCUCAAUCGACUCCCAAAUCUGAACCUCCUUACUUUUUUUCCUUUUCAAAAUGUCUGAGCCUGAGAUCGCCGCCGUGCCAACUUCUCCACCGUCGAAAGCCGCAACGGAUUCCCCUGGAGAUCAGGCCAAGGAGCUAACCAAAUCGCCGAAAUCCUUUAGCGCCUCGUUCAGUAUUUGGCCGCCUUCCCAACGCACUCGUGACGCUGUCGUCAAACGUCUGAUCGAGACGCUCUCGAACCCCUCCGUUCUCUCCAAGCGCUAUGGCACUGUACCCCAAGAUGAGGCCGCUGAAGCAGCGCGUCUUAUAGAGGAGGAAGCUUAUUCUUUCGCCGCAUCUAAAGCCAACGCCGACGACGACGGGAUCGAGAUCCUUCAGCUAUAUUCUAGGGAGAUCAGCAAGCGCACGCUCGAGACAGUCAAGGCGAAAGCGGCACCCGAUUCCACAGCCGAAAACGGUUCGUCUUCUCCUGCUGCAUCGGCGACCAUUAAGGAGGAAACCCCCUCUGUUGAAGAAUCCUGAUUCGUCUAGGAUUGAGUCCCAGUAGAAUAUGAAUUAGGUUUUCCGGAUGCUUCACCAGGGUUUCUAAUAUCGGGAUCUGUUUGUACUGCUUAUCAAUUUCUGAUGCUUACAUGAGAAUCAUUACCUUUUAAUUUGAACGUCUAGGUCCCCUGCCUCACAUCUCAACGUGUUUUUGCUUUUCCAUCAAUCUUCUGUUCUUUGCGAUCUGAAAGUCGUGGUUUC
Momordica charantia (bitter melon) is the source of this 894-nucleotide messenger RNA. RefSeq names its product MFP1 attachment factor 1. Lineage: Eukaryota; Viridiplantae; Streptophyta; Magnoliopsida; Cucurbitales; Cucurbitaceae. The record is from RefSeq and is a predicted model, not a curated record. Gene Ontology annotation, biological process: mitotic cell cycle; lateral root development.